Aspergillus glaucus CBS 516.65 is the source of this 459-nucleotide messenger RNA. RefSeq lists its product as uncharacterized. The transcript has a single exon. Lineage: Eukaryota; Fungi; Ascomycota; Eurotiomycetes; Eurotiales; Aspergillaceae. The record is from RefSeq and is a predicted model, not a curated record. Bases 113 to 373 code for a protein of 86 amino acids.
AGGCGACCUACUAUCAACAUCCAGAAACUGGCUCUACCGCCUUAAAUCAAAUAACCUAUGGGAAGAAUACGCCAACGACGAGGUCUGUGAAUGCGGAGGAAACAACAUAGGAAUGGACGAAGACCUCAUCGUCAACGUCAGCGAGGAUCAAGGCUUCGUGAGCCUACAACCAGGUGGCUCUUGGACCUUGUCAUACUCUAUGGGUCAUGAUAGUCUCCCGGAUAAUGAGGCGAUUGGGGGUGUUUUUUCGUAUCAAUUUAAGAGGGCUAAAUUGGAGUGGUGGGAUUGGGGUGGUUUGGAGACCCAUGCGAACAGAGAGGUGAAAUUACAGUCAUGGCUCUCCGGGGGAGGAAAUGAGCCUCCGUGUAAUUGACGUUAUAAUGUGUAAUCUAGGCUGUAUUGACAGCAUAUCGGCACCUUCGCAACCCUAACAGAGCCAACCUCCACAAGACAGAGCCA